This is a messenger RNA of Phytophthora infestans T30-4, 1560 nucleotides long. Its product is annotated as cytosol aminopeptidase, putative. Gene Ontology annotation, biological process: proteolysis. NCBI's taxonomy places the organism in Eukaryota, Oomycota, Peronosporomycetes, Peronosporales, Peronosporaceae. The coding region runs from base 1 to 1560 and encodes 519 amino acids. The transcript has 3 exons. The record is from RefSeq and is a predicted model, not a curated record. Gene Ontology annotation, molecular function: metalloaminopeptidase activity; manganese ion binding. Gene Ontology annotation, cellular component: cytoplasm.
AUGCUGCGUCGUUUCUUCUCUUCUUCGACUGCGCACCGCAUGGUGCAGCAACGCGUGCAGGGGCAACUAUCUUUGUUAGCCAUGGAUUCCUCUUCUCCUUUAACGCGCGUGGUGUUUGUGUCUCGCUCGGCCACUGCUGACCUGCAGAGCUCGCUGCCAUUCCCUGUGUCCGCCGCCGCGCUACGGGACUUCAAGGCCAAGCCACAGGAGAAAUUGUAUCUGUACCCAAGCGAGGACAAUGACGCAUUUAAAGACCAACGCGUGUUGCUUGUGGGUCUCGGAGACGCCAACAAGGUGACGCCCAACGUCCUGCGUGACGCCACACACGGCGCGUUGAGCGCACUCAAGGCCAAGCGCGCCAAGGACGUCGUGAUGCAAGUGCCCAACCUCAAGGACUGUACAUUGGACGCUGCGCGUGUCGUGGAGCUGCUGUCCCAGGCAUCCAUGCUGUCCAACUACCAGUUCGAUCAGUACCUCACGGACUCCAAGGACGUCUACGGAGAGAACAAGCUACGACUACCUCUGGAGCAGAUCUACCUGGAUACGUCAGCUGAGUUCCAAAAGAACGUGGCGGAGCAGGUGGCUGUCGGCGAAGAAACCAUCUUUGCACGUAACCUUGGCAAUGGACGCUCGCACAUUGUGGACCCUGCGUUCAUGGAGGAGGUGGCGCGUGCGUCGACUGAACUUCCCAAUAUGACGGUCCGCGUGCUGCAACAGGAAGAUCUGGAGAAGGAAGGCAUGAAUAUGUUCCUGAGUGUUGGUCAGGCAGGUGUGUGUCCUCCUCGUCUAGUUAUACUAGAGUACAAGGGCAACCCGGACUCGGACGAGAAGGUUGCACUGGUUGGCAAAGGUAUCACGUUCGACACUGGCGGCUUGAACCUGAAGCCGACCGGCGCUAUCGAAGACAUGCACACGGACAUGUGUGGCUCUGCUGCUGUACUUGGAGCUGUCCGCGCUGCUUCUCGUCAGGGUCUCAAGGUGAACAUCGUCUGCGCCCUAGCUCUGGCUGAGAACGCGAUCGGAUCCAAAGCUGUGAAGCCGCUGACGAUUGUCAAGUCGCACAAGGGCAUCACAGUAGAGAACAACAAUACGGAUGCUGAAGGGCGUCUGGUGCUUGGUGACGCCAUGUCGUACGUCCAGAAAGAGUACAAACCCAAGAAGAUCAUCGAUGUGGCAACGCUUACUGGUGCGUGUAUGGUUGCGCUGGGUGAGCACUGCGCUGGACUAUUCUCCAACUCGGAUGAUCUGGCCAAGAAGCUACAGGAGACCGGUACAGAGUGCCACGAACGCUGCUGGCGUCUACCGAUUCUUCCUGAGCACACUGCCGCUCUCAAGGGUUCGCAGUCGGAUUCUCGUAGCACUGGUCGUGGACGCUAUGGCGGUGCCUCCACCGCUGCAGCAUUCUUGCAGCAGUUCGUCUACGAGGGCAUUGACUGGGCACACCUCGACAUUGCUGGACCGUCGAACUACAGCUCUCCCAAGUCGUAUUUCCCUAAGGGUGCCACGGGUUUCGGUGUCCAGCUGCUCUACACGUACCUGAAGGAGCACGAACAGCACUAG